Molecule: messenger RNA, 2427 nt
Organism: Didymodactylos carnosus
Lineage: Eukaryota; Metazoa; Rotifera; Eurotatoria; Philodinida; Philodinidae
Source: the annotation of a GenBank genome assembly
UUUUACCAAAAUGAUCAGCGAGAAAAGCUCUACAAAAAUAGAUAUAAGAGAAAAUUUUCAGAAUAUCCUUGCUAUUCGUUUAUGUGUAAAAAUAAAAAAGUCCAGGCUUUUUUCGGCCCUCAAUGUAUGAAUCUGAUGUCGCCAGAAAUGAAAAUAAUAUCAAACUUCCUUGAUGAAAAUCACGAGCGAGUAUACUGUGAGAAUAAUCAUCAAAAUCUAUGAAAUAUAUACAUAAUGUUGUUCUUCACAAAUGAGAUGGAAGAAAUAACAGAGCAAGAUGGCUUUAUGUUUUUUUCCAUCAUUUCUAUAGUACGACAAAAUAUUCUAAUUCUUCGUCAUUCUAUAUACGAGAAAACAAUCUAUUAAUAAGAAACAAAAAGAAGCACGAAGACAACAAUUUAUUUAUGACAAAUCGUUGACAAUGUCAUAUCUGUUGUAGAAACUCAUUUGAUAAACAGUAGAACAAAUAGAAUCACCAGUUCUGGUGACACUGCGUCUUCUCUAGAUUGUUUUUUCCAAGAUAGAAUGACGACGAAUUAUAGCAUAUUUUGUUGUAUUAUAGAAAUGAUGGAAAAAACCCAUAAGGCUAUCUUGCUCUGUUAUUUCUUCCAUCUCAUUUGUGGAGAACAACAUUAUGUAUAAAUGUCAUAGAUUUUGAUGAUCUGUCUCACAAUGUACUCGCUCGUUAUUUAUCAUGUAUGAGAACUAAAAGUGAGUGAUUAGACUCUCAUUACUUUUGAUAAAGAAGGGUCUUGACAUGGUUAAUACAAUUUCAAAGAAAUCUAAUAUUGGUGCUAUGAAUAAAUACUCAUUGUUUUUUUUUUCGCAUCGAUGUAGUAGUAGUAGUAGUAAUUUUAUUUAGUCCUUGAUCUUAAAACUGACUUGGUGAUGAUGAAAGUUUAAAAGAAACUUUGUCUAGAUCAUACCGAACAAAGAGACGAUCAUCAAGAGAGUUGUUCAGAAGAUUUAGCGACAGAGCGAAUAAUGUAUAUUUGGUAGUACAAGCUAAAAUCUAAAAAAAUUUUAAAUUUCCCUAGCUUUUAGUUUCUACUCUCACAUGUAUAUGAAAUUGUACAUUCACAUACGAAUAUAUGGUUUUUCAGCACUACACCAAUAUACCGUAUUCAAAAAUGAUUUCUAGUUCGAUCAGCGGCGUCUAUCCCCACCUGAAUAUUUGAGGCAUUUUGUACCACCUUGCAGGCUCGAUCUUUCAGUGUACCACCUAAAAAAUUAAUUUCUACAGCAAAAAAGCGUACCAUCUUACUUUUGUUUGAGGCAUUAAGCCUCAAACGUCCCACAGGAUAGACGCCCCUGAGUUCGAUAUCGUUUUCCUAAAGCGCUUUAAUAAAUCCUUUCUCACGGGCAAACAUUACUUAUAUUUCUGUUAUUCUAGCACACGAUGAUCACAAAAAUUUGCUUAACCAUACCGAUAUUAAUAGGUCUUAUCUUUCCCUCUGCGAGUAAUCCCGUGGAUAGUGAAGAUGAUGUGCUGGAUUAUCUGCAGCGAUUCGGUUACAGUUCGUGCAAUGCUUCAUCGCCUGUUCAGUGUAGUGAAAAUUUUACUUCGAUGCUCACAGAAUUUCAACGUUAUUUCGGGUUGAAUAUGACCGGUGUUGCUGAUAAGGAAACACAGGCCAUUAUGAAUCUGCCGCGAUGUUCAGCGGUGGAUAAGCCAAAUGUAAACAUAUUGCAGGGAUCCAGCAAUAGAAAAUGGUCUCGUCUGUCUCUAACCUAUCGUCUUGAAUCGCACGCCCAUUUCCAGCAAAUAAGUUAUGCGAAUCAGAUUAGCAUCGUGCAGGAUGCAUUUAACGAAUGGUCAAAACACACGCCUUUAUCAUUUGAAAUGGUGUGUAACACAUGUUCAUCAGAUAUUGUACUGCAAUUUGUGGAAGGCGAUCAUGGCGAUGGUGUACCAUUUGACGAGAAAACAAUCGCGCACGCGUUUUUGCCGACUGACGGUAGAAUCCAUUUCGAUUCCCAAGACACAUGGACAGGAUUGUAUAAUUCCUCAUCAAAAACGGUGAUCAAUCUGUUUCUGAUCGCUAUGCAUGAAAUCGGUCAUGCGUUAGGUCUUGAACAUGUAAAAGAUAGACAGUCGAUCAUGUUCCCGACUUAUCAGCUGAAACAACGAUCUGAUGUACUAACAUUCGUUGACCAACAAUCGAUACAAGCUCUUUAUGGAAAAAAACCUGAAGCAGACAGUAAGCUUUUGUAGUCCUAUCUGGGUAGUUACAGAAAAAUCUCUUUGCGUAGUUAGGAGUGAUAUCCGACACGGGCAAGUGUUUGGAAAUCCACUGGGAGGUGUACAAUUUAAUACAGCCACCGAAUCUGUCGCUUUGAUUAACAGUCAUCGAUUAUACGAAAUUAACGUGGAAUGUCAGGAAGGUUUACUACGAUCGAUCCGGAUGUACUACUCGGAUCCGCCAA